AUGGGAUUUAUUGCGUCAAUGACCCGUUACGUCCGCGGAAACACAUUUCCACGCAAAGGAUCGACGACACAAUCACACCGGAGCUUUGACGACGACUCGAACGAAUUGAUUCCCACCAGCUCUCGCACCACAUCCCUUUUCCCUACAGAGAGCAUCACAUCUACAUCCACAAUGGUUCCGAGCUCCUCUAACGAGUCGAGUAUAUCAGCCGAAUUGGCCACUCCGAAAUGGGACUUGAACAUCCGAACCCUCUUUGACGAGGUCGACACCCUCGAUCCUGCUACCAGUUGUGCCAUCAAGGCCCUCUCCCUGCCAGAUCACCCCGUUUUGAAAAUGGAAACCAUCAAAACACCCUCCGAGACCUUGACGAAGAAGCUAGACCACACAGUCGAUACCGAAUCCAAAGCCGACACCGCAUCACAUAAAGGCAGCAAGUUUGGGAAAUCCAGCAGAUUCCGCAUGAGUUGGGACAAGACUUGGUAUAGGGAACCUCAAACGUCGGAGGUGAAGACACGGACAAGAAUCAGACGAUCAAUGACGGGAUUCUUGAAGAGGCGCCAUGUGCGAAGUCCCUCGCAACCAGACCCGUCGUUCAACCCGGCGGAGGAAUCUCCCUCGCCAAGGUGGAUUGAUGCCGCAAGUUUCAUGGAGAGAGAUGUUGCCGAUGAGACGGACGAGUUCAACUGGCUCAAAGAUAAUGGAUUGCGGAGAUCUGACAAUGAGAGUGCAAAAUUGUGGGCGGGGGAGUUGAUCGGAAGACUUCGCUAG
Penicillium oxalicum is the source of this 768-nucleotide messenger RNA. RefSeq lists its product as uncharacterized. Lineage: Eukaryota; Fungi; Ascomycota; Eurotiomycetes; Eurotiales; Aspergillaceae. The coding region runs from base 1 to 768 and encodes 255 amino acids. The record is from RefSeq and is a predicted model, not a curated record. The transcript has a single exon.